This is a messenger RNA of Bolinopsis microptera, 690 nucleotides long. RefSeq names its product serine/arginine-rich splicing factor 3-like. The transcript is spliced from 4 exons. Gene Ontology annotation, cellular component: nuclear speck. Gene Ontology annotation, molecular function: RNA binding. The record is from RefSeq and is a predicted model, not a curated record. Gene Ontology annotation, biological process: mRNA splicing, via spliceosome. The coding region runs from base 61 to 582 and encodes 173 amino acids. NCBI's taxonomy places the organism in Eukaryota, Metazoa, Ctenophora, Tentaculata, Lobata, Bolinopsidae.
UAUCCGAACAUCCCAUACUUUCCAUUCCUAACGUUUUAUCGUCCACUCUAGUGUAGUAAGAUGGCCAAACUUUAUAUUGGUAAUGUUGAUAAGCACACCGACAAGCACGAGCUGGAGACGGAGUUUGCUAAGUUCGGAGCUCUGAGAGAAGUCUGGGUUGCCCGACACCCUCCUGGAUUCGCUUUCGUCGAGUUCGAGGAUGACAGAGACGCAGAAGAUGCCAUCAGAGAAAUGGACGACAGGAGUGUUUGUGGCAACAGAAUCAGAGUAGAGUGGGCCAAGUCUAACGGCAGAAAACCCCCUCCUCGAGACAGAGGUGGUUUCAAUGGCAAACGAAAAUCCAGGUCUAGAAGCCCACCCCGAAAGAGGCGCAGUCCUCCUCCAAGACGACGAUCCCCAUCUCCAAGAAGACGAUCUCCUUCCCCCAAACGAUCCUCUCCGAGACGAUCUCCUAGACGAUCUGCCUCCCCCCGGCGAGCAGCAAGUCGUAGUCCACGAAGGAGUCCUGACAGAGAGAUGUACCGCGGCGGCAGCCCCAGCAGAAGAGGUGGCAGCCCCAGAUACGACGAUUACAACAGAUAAAAAGUCCAAAGCUACCAUACCCUUCCAAGGCUGAACUCAAUUUAUUCGGGCUGAACAUCUUUUCUGUAUAUCCGUGGACUAAGUUUUAAUGGUUACGAAAAACGUUAC